AUGUCAGAAGCUACCAUCACCUAUCCGCCACAGUCGGUAGACGCUACUUCUUAUCAGCCGAGUCCAUCAGCGGCGGAUCAAUCUACACUGGACGGCACCUCAGAGCGCGAAGGGGAGGGCAUACUUGGUGCGAACGAUGGUGAGGGACAGGGAAUUGAGCUGGCACCGGUGGAUGGCGGAGUGCAGGCAUGGACCUUUGUAGCUGCUGGCGCAAUGUACGAGAUGAUAGCGUGGUGAGUGACUCGAAUGAACGGUGUGCGCUUGGAUACGCAGCACAGCAGGGUACUAGUCCCGCUCGAGCAAAUCGGUGGAACUGAUGCCUCUCGCUUGCACAGGGGCCAAUCGUACUCGUACGGAAUCUUUGAGAACUACCACAAGAAUGACAUUAGAUCUCCGCUCUAUGGCAAGGCCAGUCCAGCAGCUACAUCAGCGAUCGGUACGCUCGUCAUCGCUGGUCUGCACUUUGCUCCUUUUCUGCUCAGAGGGACCUUUCGCACGUACCCUCAUCUGGUCAAGACGUCUGCCAUAGUCGCGACAGUGCUGAGCGCGGCUUCGCUGCUGGCAGCUAGCUUUGUGCCGUCCAACGUAGGAGCGCUUCUUUUUUUGCAAGGCAUUUUCUAUGGUCUCACCGGAGGUGUUGGUUUCGCCCUGGUCGUCCUUUGGAUUCCGCAGUGGUUCGACGAGCGAAUGGGCACAGCAAACGGCAUCAUCUUCUCCGGCUCCGGUCUGGGUGGCACCAUCUUUCCGCUCGUUCUGAACAAGCUGCUGCAACGUGUCGGCUUUGCGUGGACCCUACGCGUCAUGUCGCUCUACUCGCUCAUACUAGCUGGUGGCUCCCUCCUCUUGCUCAAACCUCGUCUGCCAGUUCGUCGUCCGACCGCGCUGCCGCGCAAUCCGCUGCGAAGACUGGCUCCCGAAGGAGUCAAAGAGCUCUGGUCUCCUCUUGCUCUCGCGCAAGAAGCAGCCGUCAUCUUUCAGACUGUGGCCUGGUGCACAAUCAGUCUCUACAUCUCUUCCUACACCACCUCUCUCGGCUUUUCCUCCACCACCGCAACCGGCGUUCUGUCAGCUUUCAACGCGGCAGCAACUGUGGGGUUCUUCCUCGUCGGUCGACUCGUGGACGGCAGCUCGCACACGGUCCUGAUGGCAAUUUCGACGCUCGUUUGCUCGGUGCUCGCCUUCGUCCUUCUAGGCUUCACGAGAUCGCUUCCGCUUCUCAUAGUGUUCGCUCUCCUGUUUGGGACUGCCGGUGGAGGAUUCACGACUUUUUUAGGCCCCAUCAGCAAGACUGUCGCUCUUCGCGGUAAUCAGGAAAUCGCCGCCAUUCACUCGGCUACGAUAUUCAUCAGAGGCGUAGCAGCGGUACUAGGGCCUCUCCUUGGCUCGACCCUUUACAACGAGCAUUCCUCCACCUUUGCAGUCUAUGGGACCAACGGUUUUAGAGGCGUCGUGCUGUAUGUGGGCAGCAGCAUGACUCUGGCAGGUGGCUGCUCGAUAGCAGCCAAUUGGCUGAGUAGACGCACGACAUCACCAUCAUCGUAG
Molecule: messenger RNA, 1542 nt
Organism: Ceraceosorus bombacis
Lineage: Eukaryota; Fungi; Basidiomycota; Exobasidiomycetes; Ceraceosorales; Ceraceosoraceae
Source: the annotation of a GenBank genome assembly